AUGUCAUCAAAAGGAUUGAUUGAGCGUCUAGAAAAUGGCGGACAAGUCCUCAUUGCGGAAGGAUAUCUAAUGGAAUUGGAGAGAAGAGGUUAUCUGCAGUCUGGGGGAUUUAUACCGGAAGUGGUUUUAGAACAUCCGGAGGUAGUCCGAGAACUACAUCGAGAGUUUGUACAUGCUGGCACCGAUGUGGUAGAAGCAUUCACAUAUUAUGGUCAUAGAGAGAAAUUGCGAACAAUCGGACGCGAGGGCGACCUAGAGAGACUCAAUAGAACAGCUCUUAAGAUCGCGCGGGAAGUGGCAGACGAGACCGGAAUUUUAAUGGCUGGCGGACUUUGCAACACCAACAUAUAUGACAAAGAUGAUGUUACUACACAUAACCAAGUCAAGGCUAUGUUUAAGGAGCAGGUAGAGUGGGCGGUGGAGGAAGGGGCGGACUACAUCAUAGCGGAGACAAUAAGCUACUACGGGGAGGCUAAACUAGCGCUAGAGGCAAUACAGAAAUACGGAAGAGGUGCCCCAGCAGUGAUAACUAUAGCAUGCUAUGUACCGGACAAGACGCUUGAGGGGCUACCGAUAGCCGAAGCAUGUCGUAAAUUGGAGGAGGAUGGAGCGGCCGUGGUGGGUCUAAACUGUGGACGUGGUCCAAGGACAAUGUUACCUACAAUCAGAAAAAUAAGGAAAGUUUGUAAGGGACCGAUAGCCGCCAUUCCCGUGGCAUUCAAGUCUACGGAUAAGUGUCCCACGUGGAUCAUUUUGAAAGAUCCGGACACAGGUAAGUCAGUCCUUAAACAGGUACGACUAGGCAUGGGUAAAUCUAGGAUGGACACGGGGAUAACCAAACACGAAACUGAUGAGUCUAAACAUGGGGUUACUUCACAGUAG
Pecten maximus is the source of this 882-nucleotide messenger RNA. Its product is annotated as betaine--homocysteine S-methyltransferase 1-like. Lineage: Eukaryota; Metazoa; Mollusca; Bivalvia; Pectinida; Pectinidae. The record is from RefSeq and is a predicted model, not a curated record. The transcript is spliced from 6 exons. The coding region runs from base 1 to 882 and encodes 293 amino acids.